Coregonus clupeaformis (lake whitefish) is the source of this 2314-nucleotide messenger RNA. Its product is annotated as nucleoside diphosphate-linked moiety X motif 17. The transcript has 13 exons. Gene Ontology annotation, molecular function: NADH pyrophosphatase activity. NCBI's taxonomy places the organism in Eukaryota, Metazoa, Chordata, Actinopteri, Salmoniformes, Salmonidae. The record is from RefSeq and is a predicted model, not a curated record. Gene Ontology annotation, cellular component: cytosol. Bases 771 to 1796 code for a protein of 341 amino acids. Gene Ontology annotation, biological process: NAD+ catabolic process; NADP+ catabolic process.
AUAAACCAUGGCCUCCUCUAUCACCACUGCAAAUGGAGUUGUGAUAGUGACACAGGUGUUCCCCGUGGGGGAGACUGGCAAGGCUUCAGUGCCACUUCUGAAUGUCACUCCCCAAAUCCAGAGUGCGCCCCCUGCUAUGCCACUGCCGACCACUAAAGUGUCAGAGAUGACAAGGGUGUUCCUGCAGGUUCAGCCACAUUGGAUUGGUGUGCAUGGUGGUGAGCCUGUCUGCUCUUCUGUCCCCUACCCUGUAUGACCAGGUCCCACUCUUCAUGGGAGUUGAUUUUGUCCUCUCUGGAUCUCUCACUGUGGCUGCCCGGAAAGGAACAGGUUUGAGUCUGAUUAAAGGGACUCUGGCUGUGAAUGUUUUCAGUGUUCUUGUGGCCCUGGCUGGGGUUGCAUAUAUUUGCAUGCUGCUGACUGUAAAACAAGAAGAUGGUUUCUGCACCCCAACUGAUGGAAACUAUACUUCAGAUUCCGACCAGAACAGGAUACAAGAAUGCACAAGAAUGGUUAGGACAAUAGAUAAAGUCUUGAAUGGGAUAAAGGGCCUAUUGCUGGUCCUGACAGUGAUGGAGCUCUGUGUGGCUCUCACUGUCUGCGUCUUCUCUGGGAAAGCCAUUCACCUCCGUGGGUACUACAGCCUGAGCUAUGGCCGUGGCCGGGGGAUGUAAGGGUCCAGUGAAGGAGACAGAGGAAGAGGCUUGCCCACCUUGCAGUUGUCACAACAGGUGCCAUCGGAGGAACACUGGGCCCCAGGAACUUUCCGAAUGCACUGUAUGUCCAAGCAUACACCAUACAAACAGGACAAAUACCCCUGCAAAGAGGAUCACCACUUCUCCAAUUUCUACGGAGACACUGUGCUCCUGAUCAACCGUAUGCUGGGCAUUCUGAUUGGUUUCUUGGUGCUGGAGAUGCUGAUCAGUGUGGUGGUUAUUCUGUGCACCAUUGGUACUGACAGCCCAGAGAGCAUAACAGGUCAUUUUACAGAGACUCUUAAUGAUGAGGUGGAGGUGAAGUGUUCUUUGGAGAACAAUCGCUUUAUACUGUGUGACUGCGAGAAGGGGAGAGGAAUUCCCCUAAAGAGGGCAUCCUUUUGCCCCUUCAAGUAUCUGUCUGUCGCAGAGGCAGCUGCAAUCCCAUUGGACGUUCAGAGCCGCGGAGUGGACGUGGGGGUUGCUAUUCUUCUGCAGUCAGCCAAUCAGAAGGUGUUGUUAACUCGACGGUCAUCCAGUCUUCGCAUUUUCCCCAAUGUGUGGGUUCCACCAGGUGGCCAUGUGGAACUGGAUGAGAGGCUCCUGGAUGCGGGGCUGAGGAAGCUGAGGGAGGAGACAGGACUGAAGCUGGACCCUGGAGACGUCUCAGCUCAGCUGCUGGGGCUCUGGGAGUCAGUUUUCCCGCCCAUGCUGAGCAGAGGGAUGCCACAGAGGCACCAUGUGGUCACCUACAUGCUCCUAAACACCUCCCUCACACACCAGCAGCUCCAGGCCUCUCUGCACCCCGAACCCGCUGAGGUCAGUGGUUGUCUGUGGGUGGAUGCCUCGCUGGUCAAGGCCAUCGUGUCCGCCGUGGACGGAGAGGAGGGUUCUGGAACACCGCAGGAGGGCCUGGCUCCAACCAUAAGUGUAUUGGAGGUCUCUCCGGAAGGUGGGCUCAGUGAGUCAGUUCUGCCAUUGUCUGUUUUGUGUAACCGGGCCCCGGCUAGCGGAGAGGAUGUGGAGCGGGUCAGCACUGGUACCAAAUACGCCCUGGAGCUCUGGCUUAAGAACUUGGAGGGACAGGGGACCCGGUGUUAACUGUCUUCACUAAACCCGGAUGUCUAGCCCUGUGAUGAAGUGACUUCCUGGAGGAUGACAUCGCUUCCUGGAGUUUGCCUUAACCGGUGAAGGUCACCUAAAGUGAACUAUCAUCUUUAAAAAAAAUAUUGUACGGAUUAACCAAUAAUGAACUUUGGGUGAACUAUCCCUUUAAUAUGAACAGCAACACCUACAAGUCUUAUAUGGCUGUUUGAGGGCUUUGCAUGAGCUAUCAAUUGUGUUGUGUGUAAAAACAGUUUUUAUUGCAAGGAUGUUGUUAGUGAUGAAAUAUGAUGAAACAAAGUGGAUUUACACUGCAGAUGCUUUUAUGAUCGUUAUAUUCCAUUUGCGCCUUCAAGCCACAAGAUGGCAAUGCAUAGCCUACACAGUGAUUUCACAUUUUGAAACGAGCGCAAAACAAUCAGAAUUCUGAAGUUUACAUAAUUAUCUUGACUUGUAAAUAAGAAUGUGUUCUUAACUGACUCUCCUAGUUAAAUAAAGGUUAAAUAAAAUCAAAA